Molecule: messenger RNA, 3737 nt
Organism: Xiphophorus maculatus (southern platyfish)
Lineage: Eukaryota; Metazoa; Chordata; Actinopteri; Cyprinodontiformes; Poeciliidae
Gene: vps4a
Product: vacuolar protein sorting 4 homolog A
Exons: 11
Coding region: 201-1511 (436 amino acids)
Biological process (GO): endosomal transport; vacuole organization
Molecular function (GO): ATP hydrolysis activity; ATP binding
Source: RefSeq, a predicted model, not a curated record
UUUUCCCGUGUCAACCAGCUUGUCUGAAGCUGCAGUGUUGUUGUUGCUAGCGCUUUAGCCGCUGCUCUGCUCUUGUCAUGUCACUAACGGCACAUUUACCGUAAACACACUGUCACAAACGAACAUUGUUUUUAAGCGUUCGCCUUUGUGGAGGGGUAAGAAGAUAAAGCUGUGGCCGGGGAGCCGAAAAGUGAGAUGAAAUGACAACGUCGACACUACAGAAAGCGAUUGAUCUCGUCACCAAAGCCACAGAGGAGGACAAAGCGAAGAAUUAUGAGGAGGCUUUGCGAUUGUACCAGCAUGCUGUGGAAUACUUCCUGCAUGCCAUCAAAUAUGAGGCCCACAGCGACAAGGCCAAGGAGAGCAUACGAGCCAAGUGCAUGCAGUACCUGGACAGAGCGGAGAAACUCAAAGACUAUCUGAAGAACAAAGACAAGCAGGGCAAGAAGCCCGUCAAGGAGGCACAGAGUAAUGACAAGAGCGACAGCGACAGUGAGGGAGAAAACCCAGAGAAGAAGAAACUGCAGGAGCAACUUAUGGGUGCCAUUGUGAUGGAGAAGCCCAACGUAAGGUGGAAUGACGUUGCCGGCCUGGAGGGAGCAAAAGAAGCUUUGAAGGAAGCUGUUAUCCUGCCCAUCAAGUUCCCUCACCUCUUCACAGGCAAGCGGACUCCGUGGAGAGGCAUCCUUCUGUUCGGUCCUCCAGGGACGGGGAAGUCCUACCUGGCCAAGGCCGUGGCCACCGAAGCCAACAACUCCACCUUCUUCUCCGUGUCCUCCUCUGACCUCAUGUCCAAGUGGCUGGGAGAGAGCGAGAAGCUGGUGAAGAACCUGUUCGAUCUGGCGCGUCAGCACAAACCUUCGAUCAUCUUCAUCGACGAAGUGGACUCGCUGUGCGGCUCCAGGAACGAGAACGAGAGCGAGGCGGCGCGCCGCAUCAAGACAGAGUUUCUGGUCCAGAUGCAAGGUGUUGGCAACAAUAACGAUGGUAUUUUGGUGCUUGGAGCCACCAACAUCCCCUGGGUGCUGGACGCUGCCAUUCGCAGAAGAUUCGAGAAGAGGAUCUACAUCCCUCUCCCGGAGGAGCCGGCCCGGGCCCAGAUGUUCCGACUUCACCUUGGCAACACGCCGCACAGCCUGAGCGACGCCGACCUCCGCGAGCUCGCGCGCAAAACGGACGGCUACUCGGGCGCCGACAUCAGCAUCAUCGUUCGGGACGCGCUCAUGCAGCCGGUCAGGAAGGUCCAGUCGGCUACUCACUUUAAAAAGGUUCGUGGUCCGUCCCGAAGCAACAACCAGGUGAUGGUGGAUGACCUCUUGACCCCGUGUUCCCCUGGAGAUCCUGCAGCCAUAGAAAUGACCUGGAUGGAUGUGCCUAGUGAUAAGCUACUGGAGCCCAUAGUUUGCAUGUCGGACAUGUUGCGCUCUCUGUCCACCACGCGUCCCACAGUCAACACUGAAGACCUGAUGAAGGUGAAGAAGUUCACAGAGGACUUUGGGAUGGAGGGUUGAGGGAUGCCGGCCCCGGAGGCUCAGACCUGCUCCCAGUAACGCCACUCCUCUUCGUCCUCCUCCUCCUCACCGCUGUGUAGGCUUCCAUCUCUCAGACUGGUUGACAUCCUCCUGAUCUGACGUCUGUUAAAGCAGGCCACGAUUAUAGAACAUCCGAAGGACGUUUUCCAAAUGCCACAUUAGACAAAUCUGUGUGGUUUUUUUGUUUUUUUUGGUAGUUGGACAGUAGAUCUCAUGUCUCUCGCCCUCAUUUCUGAUGAUGUAACCCUGCAGAAUCUUCACUACAUGAACUCGGCUGCAUUUUACGCUGGGAAACGCUCCAAGUCCGCCCCCCCUUCGCCCGAACCCACCCACUCUACGACUGAAGGACUGUACGUUUUGUCGCCGUCGUGCACUUUGCUUUGGAUCCACAUGAAGGACCCUGAUGACUGAAGGUGAAGCAGAAGUUUCUAAUUUCCACCAGGCAUGCAAGCGUGUGAAUGCAUCUCAGUGUUUUUAUUGUUAAACGUGCGUGUCUUAAUGUUUCUGUUUAAAUGUCAGGAGCCGGUUGUUCGCGUAUUUAAUGUUGAAGCGUGUCUGGCUCAGGCCUGCAGCAGCAGGCUGGUAGCAAUCUGACCGAAGUGUUUUACACAAGAGAUGUGCCUGACUGGGAGAAAAACACCUCUAGUUUAAAUUAUUCCUAAUCCUAGGAUGAAAAAUGGAAGGAUUUUCUGGUCUUCUUUUGUCACGUUGUAACAAAUCAAAAUAUUUGAACGCUAAAUUUAAAGCAGAAAAAAAGUUCAUUCGUUUUAGCUUUAUCAAUGGAAUAAUAAUUAUUUUUCUGCAGAUUGAAUUUUUUUUUUUUUUUGAGAUUCAGUUUUAUUUAAAAUCCAUUCUCAUUUAAUUUUAACAGGAAAAAAAGGAGAAAUCACUUUGAAAUUUUGGCGUUUUGCCUGAAAAAUGUCCCGAUUCUUCAGUUUAUCCGAUCAGACCUUUUCUGGCCUAUAGGAAUUUCUGGUGGCACAUUUUUCCCCGUAAAGAUUAUACAGCAGAGUUGAUGGAGGUCAUAGUUUUAAAUUAAGGUUUCACAAAUUCCAUAAAAUAUGAUAUUAGGUUUGAACCCAAAUCUUCCAGACACUUUUCUUUCUUUACCUUUUACACACAGACCUCAUCACUCUGUGAGUUUUAUUUUGUUUCUGACAACAAAAACGGAAGAAUGAGAGUCCACCCAGCUCAGAUAAACACGGAACGAAAGCCAGAAACGUUAAAGAUAAAAUCCUACCAAUGAUUGCUUCCGACAGGUGCGAUUGCCGAUAUUGCGAAGACAAUUUGAAAUAUCAUGCAGCUCUACUUUGAAUCCUACGAUUUUCCAGAAUUUAGGCAUAAAAAUCUGAUAACGUUUUUACUUUACGCAUUAAGCAAGAAAGUUGAAAAAAUUUAGUUUUUCACAAAUUGACCUGCAGAUCAAUGGGGGAAAAAGUGAAAAAUUCUGAUUUUUCUGAAUAAUUGAGGCAUUUUGAGGUCAAACUCAAAAUAAUCUAAUUUUGACAAUUAAAAUUUAAAGACUAUAAAAGAGAAAUCUUUAAUUUGGAAAUAAUCUGAAGCAGUCAUUAGGUAUUGCAGUUACCGUUUGGGGUAACAAAUGCCAAUGUUUUUACAUUUUGGAUAAAAUAUUUAAUUGCAUCUCAUUACAGCUGAACCAAAAACAAUCACUUGAUUUUUAAAACCUUGUUAACGCCCAUGAAGGAGACCCAGUCCGGCACAUCUCUGAGAUUUCCCUGCACAUGUAGUGUUAACUUUAUUUAUGAUUAUUCAUCACCUCGGUAGAGAAACAGUAUGUUUACAUUUGAAGUAUUACCUUUCUUGCUGAUUUAGCACCUUUGAAAGGCCUAAUUGAUUUUUUGGGGUUUUUUUUUUUUGCUUUUUGGGAGAAAAAUCCACACUAAUUUUCCUUUGAGAUGCUGUCGUCUAGUUUGUUUUCAGUCAUCUUGGUUGCUAGGAGAGCAGCUGGACGUCUUCAUCGACUCUGACAUCAGGACUCCAAGCUCCGUGUGUUCUGACUGAGCGAUGUGGUGAAUUGAUAACUCAGCGCUACAGUAGUACAGCUCUGUGUUUGUCCAGGUACCUUCUGGUUCAGUGGGAGCUUAGUUAACAAAAUCCCUGGUGUGGGGAAAUAACCUGCUGCUGGCUGUGUAACCAUUACAACUAAUUUAACCAGAGUUAAUAAAAACUGACAUUUCAAAUGAA